CAGGGCUUUGCUGUCUUUAGAUGCGGCUAAGGCAUUUGACAGCAUUGACUGGAACUACUUGUGGGAGGUGUUGGCAUGAUUCGGGUUUGGUGAGAGAUACAUAGCAUGGGUCCGUCUACUUUAGAGUCAUCCGGAGGCAGCUAUCAGGGCCUUCGGGUGCCUGUCCCAUGGCUUCGCGUUGGGAAGGGGGACGAGGCAAGGAUGCCCGCUGUCCCCUCUCCUCUUCGCGUUGGCCAUUGAGCCCCUGGCCAUGGAGAUUAGGGCCAAUCCGGGUAUAGUAGGGUUUUGUUAUGGCCCCCUGCAGGAGAAGGUGAUGCUCUAUGCAGAUAACACCUUGCUUAUGUUGGGAGACACUGAUGCGUCUCUGAGGGAGGCCAUGGCAACCAUUACACGAUUCGGGGGGUACUCUGGCCUACAGAUUAACUGGUCAAAGUUGGCCCUGCUAUUAUUAGAUGGGGAGGCCACACAAACGGUGACAUCAUCCUGCCCUAUACCAGUCACGACUUCCUUCAAAUACCUCAGGAUUUAUGUAACGGCCAACCCCAGGGAUUUUAGCCAUUUGAACAUAUCCCCCCUGCUCCAGAGGUUUCGGGAAAGGGUCAAGUCAUGGAACAAUCUCCGUAUCUCGGUGGCGGGUAAAAUAAACCUAGUAAAGAUGAUAUUAAUGCCGCAGCUGCUCUAUUGCCUCCACAACGCCCCGGUGGUGAUCCCUUUAAAAAUCUUUAGAAUAGUGAAUUCUAUCUUCCGGUCGUUGAUCUGGAAGAAUAAGACGCCAAGAAUUAAACUUGAACCCGUGGUUGUACUACCUUGCGGCGCAAUUGCAACACCUGGUGGGGUGCUUCGGGAGGGAGCCGGCUGGUUCCUCCGGAGCACUGAUGCUACACACGGUGGGGGAUGGGCCCAUCCCCAUGGCACUUGAGGCCCUGGCUUUCGCUAAACCUAAUAAGAAAUAUCCCACAUAUAAUCUUAUACAAAAGGUAUGGAACAAAUGCAAAUAUGUACAGCAAGCUGAUGGAUACACUGACUACAGCCCCCUAUGGCAUAAUGAUACUUAUACAGAACUGGCUAAAUUACAGAUCGGGGGUGGGUGGAAAAGUCAUGGGGUCACACACAUUAAACAUGUAUUUAGACAUGGGAGGCUCAGGCCAUUAGCAGAUUUGCGGGUGGAAUAUGGGCUACCAUCCUCAAUGCUUUUUCAAUAUAUGCAGCUUCAGCACGCAGUGAGGGCCCAGAGUAGGUCAUCUGAGUGGCAUCUGUCGCCGACUCCGGUGUUUAGUCUCCUGGGUGAUGCUGUGUCCUCGAAGGGAUUUAUCUCUGAAUGCUACGCCAUCCUACUACAAUACUUCUUGGGACAGCAUCCAGUCAUGGUAAGGGAAAAGUGGGAGAAGGACGUGGGACAAUUGGAUGGAGAACAAUGGGAGGAGAUAUUUCAGGGGGUGAGCUCCUGCUCACUGAAUGUGGCUCAGCGACUCACUCAGCUAUACAUUAUCUUCAGGGUGUAUUAUACGCCGCGCAGGUUACAAUUGAUGGGAAUGCAGACAGAUGAUGUGUGUACUAGAUGCAAACGUGUCCAUGGGGACCUCAUACACCUCUUGUGGAGAUGUCCCAAACUGCACAAGUAUUGGUCUGAGGUGAUGAGUACUGUUAAUUCUGUUUUUGGGGUAUCCAUGCCUGUGGACCCCAGAGUAUGCUUACUGGGGGUGUUGGAGGAACAUGUUGAGGAGGUGUACACAAGGGAGGCGGUGCAAAGGGCGUUGUUCCAGGCCAGAAAAUUGAUUAUGAUACACUGGAAAUCUGAGACCCCUCCGACUUUAAGGGAGUGGAUUGAUAGGAUGGGUGAAUGAUACGUAUGGAGAAACUCAUUUACCAACACAGGGGAAGCAACCGUAAAUAUGAAAACCUUUGGGCUCCGUGGCUGGAUACACCGGGGCUUUCACAGGUGGAUCUGAUUAUGGAUAGAUUGCUGGGAGCGCAUGUGGGAUAAAUGUUAUAAUGCGGGGAAAUGUAUACUAGGGGGGUGAGAGAAAAGCCUAGUGACUGGUCGAUGAGAAAUGUAUUCUUGGUUUUGCUGUGAAAUGUUGAAUGCCAUAAGCUGUGUACCACCUUUUCAUCAAUAAAAACUUUUUGUUGGAUUUAAAAAAAAAAAAAAAAAAAACAUAUGCUCUAUGUCACACAGAAGACCUUUGAGC
Molecule: messenger RNA, 2189 nt
Organism: Rana temporaria (common frog)
Lineage: Eukaryota; Metazoa; Chordata; Amphibia; Anura; Ranidae
Exons: 2
Coding region: 876-1844 (322 amino acids)
Source: RefSeq, a predicted model, not a curated record